Molecule: messenger RNA, 709 nt
Organism: Nezara viridula (southern green stink bug)
Lineage: Eukaryota; Metazoa; Arthropoda; Insecta; Hemiptera; Pentatomidae
Source: the annotation of a GenBank genome assembly
GCGAUGUACAUGUCAGUGAUUGAUUAUACAAUGCAGUGUUCUUAGGUUUCCCUCUUAAAUGUUUUGAAAUAUAUUAUGUUCAACUUGUUAUUUGAGAAAGCAACAACAUGAUUAAACUAAAAAUUGUUUUGAUUGGUCCUAGUAAAUCAGGCAAAUCAACAAUUGCUAAUUUUCUCUCUGAAGCUAUUGAUUACACGAAUACAGAAUACCGCCCUACGCCAGGAGUAAGGAUUUUAGAAUUUGAACUGAAAAAUAACGAAUCAUCUCAAACAGAGAUUGAGCUUUGGGACUGCUCCGGAGAAAUGAGAUAUGAAAGCUAUUGGCCAGUGUUUCUGUGGAAUGCUCACGGUGUCAUAUUAAUUUACAAUCCAGAAGAUAUGGAACAAAGUUCACAAUUAGAAAAAUACUACGAACAGUUUGUUACUAAUAGCUACGUUCCGAAAAAGAAUACUCUCAUUAUGGCUCAUACAAAAAAAACAGGUUUCAAGGCUUCAAUGCCUGAUUUCGGUGAUGAAAUGUCCAAAACUACUUACGAGCGUGUGAACAUCUUCGAAGACAGUGAUAAAUUACGGAAUGUGUUUGAAAAUUAUAUUUCAAUGGUAGUUACUGAUGCUGUCGACUUCGACCAAGACGAUUUAAGUCAUUUUUCUAUGUCUUUGUGAAUAAACAUAUUAAAACAAGUACAACGGUAGAACAUUUUACUAUUUUU